AUGUCGGGAUCCUCUCUCGAAACGUGGGCAAUCCCUCGACUUGCUAAACUCCUUCCGUUGGACGAGGAGUCUCUCCGACAAGUCAUAUCAUAUUCAUCUUCUCUGUCUAAAGACGAAAGUGCAGAACAUUUGAGAAACCUGCUAGAUGACUCUCCGGCAGCUCUUGAGUUUAUCUCUGCAUUCAAUUCACGACGUGGCCAGUCAGAGCGACAGAACAACAAUGGUCAAGGCAGCAGAGGUGGACAGAUACCCAAGAAACAAGCCGGGACAAAAUCUCAGAGGGGUGCCUUGAACCCCUCGCCCACAGCUAGGCGACCAGAAGGAUAUGGAGAUACCAGUGGUGGGUAUACAAAGCCACAGAAGGAGGAGAACUACAUGGCCGGUAGCAGUUCUGGGCCCAGAGACGUUUCGGAGAGUGUAUCGCCAGCAUCAUCAUCAAGAAACCAAUCACCAGCUCCCUCGCAGUCGAAAAAUAGGCUACCGCCAUCUGCUACUGGGCCCAUGAUAUCGGAAUAUCUGCCAAAUGUUCGAUCAAAGAAAGUUCCGAAGAAUUUUGGACAACAUAAUGCUGCGCCGUCGUCAUCAAGCAAUAACACAGGGCAGAAAAAGACUGGCCGUACAACAACCGCCACUAAUGCCGCUACUACUACUACUACGACGACGAAUAAUAUAGCAGACAUCACAUCUGCAAUUGCCGCCUUGGAAAUACUAUCCUCAAAUCCCUCUAAGACCCAAACACGGAAGUGUAACUGCAACACUUCUAUCCACCCUCUCUUCACGCCAGCACCAAAUUGCACUUCAUGUGGGAAGAUAAUAUGUGCUCUGGAAGGCAUACAGCCGUGUUCGUUUUGCGGUACUCCGAUUCUCUCUAGCGAGGAAGUCGAAGACAUGAUCCGCGAACUACGAUCUGAGCGUGGUAAUGAGAAGAUGCGAGCCCAUAAUGACAGUUUCCGCCGCGAGGACAACGUCCCCGCCGCCGCUCGAACAAGCAUCGAAAGCAACACAAAGUUAACUGCUGCAAAGGCUCACCGUGACAAGCUCCUCUCUUUCCAGGCACACAAUGCGCAAAGAACUCGGAUUCUAGACGAGGCAGCUGAUUUCGAUAUACCUACUUCGUCUUCCACACAGUGGAUGACGCCGGCCCAGCGAGCACUGGCGCUGAAGAAGCAACAGCGCAUGCUACGGGAGCUGGAAGAGCAGUCCAAGCCGGAGUGGGAGAAGAAGAGCGUUGUUAUGAGCCUGGAGGUGAAGAAAGGGAAACUCGUUCGGACAUACGAGAAGGCAGAGCAGCCAAGGGCCGACGAAACCGAUACUGAUGCCAACGCAGAAGAGGCAGCCGAGAAUCCUACUGAGUCUCCUGAGCUGUCUGUAGGAGAGGGGACUUUCUCCAACAACCCCUUGCUAAAGGGCGCUGGCCUGGUCAGGCCUACAUGGAGACCGUCUGGCGAAGGUAGCGACAAGCUUCCUGUACGGAGAAGAGAGCAGAAGCAGGCCUGGAGACGAGUCCAGGACGACAAUGACGACAACGAGCAGUGGAUUCUUGACGGUGGCCUGCAUGGGUACGAUAGGGAAUCAGAGCCAGCGCAAUGCGGAUAG
Nannizzia gypsea CBS 118893 is the source of this 1596-nucleotide messenger RNA. Its product is annotated as C2HC5 finger protein. The record is from RefSeq and is a predicted model, not a curated record. Gene Ontology annotation, cellular component: nucleus. Gene Ontology annotation, molecular function: zinc ion binding. Bases 1 to 1596 code for a protein of 531 amino acids. Gene Ontology annotation, biological process: regulation of DNA-templated transcription. NCBI's taxonomy places the organism in Eukaryota, Fungi, Ascomycota, Eurotiomycetes, Onygenales, Arthrodermataceae. The transcript has a single exon.